CUCUUCUUCUUCGUUGCUCGCUCGCUCGCUUGGGUGAUACAAGUCUAGAGAGAUUGGAUCUGCAGAGUUACCUUACGUGCCAAUGUCUCGCUACCAGUCUCCUUCCUUUGAUGACGGCGAGGUUAAUCCUUUUGCGAAUCCUGGAACUGUUCCAGCCGCAACGCCAAAGCUUUCCCCUCUUCCCCCUGAGCCGUAUGACCGCGGUGCCACAGUUGAUAUUCCUCUAGACUCUGGAAAGGAUCUUAAAGCUAAAGAGAAGCAACUCCGGGAAAAGGAGGCUGAAUUGAACCGGCGGGAGCAGGAACUCAAGCGGAAAGAAGAUGCUAUAGCACAGGCCGGAAUUGUGAUCGAAGAGAAAAACUGGCCGCCGUUUUUUCCUCUCAUCCAUCAUGACAUUUCAAAUGAGAUACCCAUCCAUCUGCAGAGAAUCCAAUAUGUUGCUUUCACAUCAAUGCUGGGUCUUGUGGUGUGCCUGCUAUGGAACAUUGUUGCAGUUACCACCGCGUGGAUUAAGGGAGAAGGUCCGACAAUAUGGUUUCUAGCUAUUAUCUAUUUCAUAUCGGGGGUUCCUGGAGCUUAUGUUAUGUGGUAUCGCCCUCUUUAUCGUGCCAUGAGGACUGAUAGUGCUCUGAAGUUUGGGUGGUUUUUCUUCACGUAUUUGUUUCACAUAGGGUUUUGUGUGUUUGCGGCGGUGGCUCCUCCAAUUAUCUUCAAGGGAAAAUCUCUGACAGGAAUAUUGCCGGCUAUCGACGUAUUAAGUGGGAAUAUCUUGGUCGGGAUAUUCUACUUCAUUGGGUUUGGGUUCUUCUGUCUGGAGUCACUCGUGAGCAUCUGGGUUAUUCAGCAAGUGUACAUGUACUUCAGGGGGAGCGGGAAAGCAGCAGAGAUGAAGCAAGAGGCUACAAGACGAGCAAUGAUGGCAGCUCUCUGACCAGUGACCACAUUCACACAUUUAACCCAUCUCCCAUUUUUCCCCAAUUUAACAUACAAACAGUAAACUUUUCAGAUCCUCUCCUCUUCCAAGGGGGAUUUACUUACUCCGCCACUCACUUCUCCUUUGUUUUCCUCGGAUUUCAUUUAACUAUCCAUCUUUUCAUAUUGUACUUAAAACCUUUCA
This is a messenger RNA of Camelina sativa (false flax), 1117 nucleotides long. Its product is annotated as secretory carrier-associated membrane protein 1. Gene Ontology annotation, cellular component: recycling endosome membrane; trans-Golgi network membrane. NCBI's taxonomy places the organism in Eukaryota, Viridiplantae, Streptophyta, Magnoliopsida, Brassicales, Brassicaceae. Gene Ontology annotation, biological process: protein transport. The record is from RefSeq and is a predicted model, not a curated record.